AUGCUGCAAAGGACUGUCCCGGAUGGGAAAAUUUGGCCAUAUCUUCACAAGGAGAACCCUGAUGGAUGUGAUUCAUGCCCCUUUUGCAUUGUCCUUCCUUGCCUUAUCAAGCUCCAACAGAUAAGUAAUCACUUGGAGCUGAUUAAGCCUAAUCCGAAGGAUGACCCAGAUAAGCAAAAGAAAGAUGCAGAGUUUGCCUCCGCUGUGUUUGGCACAGAUAUUAAUCUGGUAGGAGGGAACACCCAGAAUGAGAGUUUUAUGGGCCUGAGUGAUGUUAAACAUUGUGGCAAAAUGCGAGCACUUGAAAAGUUCUUGUUCUCAUGGAUUUCAUGCGGUGACAAAGUUCUGUUGUUCAGCUACUCUGUCAGGAUGCUGGACAUACUGGAAAAAUUUCUUAUACGUAAAGGCUAUUGCUUCUCAAGACUUGAUGGUUCUACACCAACCAACUUGCGCCAGUCUAUUGUUGAUGACUUUAACUCAAGUCCAAGCAAACAGUGGUUUGUUGCCGUAGGUCUUCCUUAUAUCAACUCGAGCUGGUGGGCUUGGAUUGAAUCUUGUCAGCGCAAAUCGUGUGGUGAUAUUGAUCCAAGUUGGAAUCCUGCCCAAGAUUUACAGGCCCAGGACAGGUCAUUUCGUUUCGGGCAGAAGCGGCAUGUUGUGGUUUUCCGCUUUCUUUCUGCUGGCUCCCUUGAUGAACUUGUUUAUUCACGUCAGGUGUACAAACAGCAGCUAUCCAACAUUGCUGUUUCUGGAAAAAUGGAAAAGAGAUAUUUUGAAGGUGUUCAGGAUUGCAAAGAAUUUCAAGGGGAGCUUUUCGGAAUUUGCAAUUUAUUUCGUGACCUUUCAGAUAAGGUCUUUACCAGCGAAAUAUUUGAGUUGCAUGAGAAGGAUGGACAAAUAGAAGGGUAUGGUAUAAGACAACAAUCAACCGAUGUUGGAAGCAAUAGUGUUUCAUUAAAAGAAGUUGGUGUUACAUCCUUAUCGUUAUCUGAGACCAGAACAACCAGUAAUUCUAAGAAGGGUUUAACAAGUCAACCUGUGCUCAAGGAUGUGGGUGUCGUGUAUGCGCACCGCAAUGAAGACAUCCUGAAUUAUGGACCUGGAGGUCAAGGGGCAAUUGAAAUAAUCCCUCAGAACAAUGGUAUCAUGGACCCAUACAUUCGUGUUGCCCGGAGAAAGAGACUAGAUGGUAUAGUUGGAAAGGAGAAUUUUCCUUCAUGCAAGGAUCAGAAAAGGAUUCAGUAUAGCCUCCUUUCUAUGUUCAUGGGUUUGGGAGAGCUAGAGUUCAGCAAGUGGGUAAUAUCUGCCACUCCUAUGGAGAGGGAGACAGUGCUUCGGGACUUCAAGAAGCGAAAGGAGAAGAUACAUGAUGGUUGA
Molecule: messenger RNA, 1377 nt
Organism: Prunus armeniaca (apricot)
Lineage: Eukaryota; Viridiplantae; Streptophyta; Magnoliopsida; Rosales; Rosaceae
Source: the annotation of a GenBank genome assembly